AUGAAGUCCAAACCGGCACACUACGCGGAGCCGCCGUUCAGGCCGUGGCCGCCGUUGGCCCGCCAACCGCAACCCAACUUCUACUUUCGUCCUCCAGAUCCCAUGGAGUUGAGGAAUUUUAAAACUGCAUCCUCGAAGGGCUCUUUAUAUUCAGACUUUUCGGCAAUGAGUGCUUACAGUAAUAAGUCUCGGGAUUACUAUUUCUUGUCACCGAGCUAUCGGUCGGCGGGUGCGCCGACACCCAGCCAUGCGGACUUAUACUUGAGUAGAGAAAGACCUCGACACCUGAGGCAUCCUAACCCGGCGACUCCCUCGGAAUGUCCCUGCAGUCGGUCGCGCUCUCUAGAAGACGUGCGUACCGACGUCGUCACCGAGUGGGAAGAUGACGACGAGAACGGCAAUCGGAUCGUCGCACCCGCUACAAAAUUUAACCGGACAGCGUACAAAACAAACACAGUGUUUCAAAAGCAGGGGUAUCUCACACGUCACUCGAUGGAAAAUCUAGUCGAUAGACCUCCACAAGUGUUACCACCAAAACGUAUCUCCGCCUUUCAGCCACAAAACAGAAACGGCAGUCACCAAGGUGUCCCAAUAACGAGCCCCAGUGGCAUCGGAGUGGGGAACGAUAUAAACGGCUCCAGGCCCACGUUCAAGCCGGUCACAGUACUGGAGGACCUGCAGGCCGUCCGCUGCGCAGAGUUCCACCCCAAUGGCAAACUGUACGCCGUCGGCUCUAAUACGAAAACUCUCAGGAUAUGCUCGUAUCCGAAAAUUGAAGGUGUUAAGGACACGAGUGCUCCCAUAGCCCCGACAGUACUCCUCAAGCGAACCAAGCAUCACAAAGGCAGCAUCUAUUGCCUUGCGUGGAGUCCGGCUGGCGAUCUCCUCGCGACCGGCUCCAACGACAAGACCGUCAAAUUGAUGCGGUUCAACAGUAGCGCCUGCAAUCUGGAAGGACAAGAGGUGGAGCUGGCGAUGCACGAUGGCACGGUGCGUGAUGUUUGCUUCAUCGAGGACACGUCCAACAAAACCAGUUUGCUGGUAAGCGGUGGCGCCGGUGACUGCAAGAUAUAUGUCACAGACUGCGCCACAGGGAAGACCUUCCAGGCACUGAUCGGACACUCCGGCCACGUGUUGUCACUGUACAACUGGGGUGGUGCGAUGUUCGUGUCAGGAAGUCAGGACAAAACUGUACGCUUCUGGGAUCUGCGUACCGGCGGCUGUGUGAACAUCAUAGGACCAUCGCCCAGACAGUCCAACAAAGGGUCCGCGGUGGCGUCCGUGGCUGUAGACCCCAGUGGGAGGCUGCUGGUGUCCGGCCACGACGACGGCUCCUGUGAUCUACACGACGUGCGCGGAUCGAGAGCGCUGCAGCGCUUCACGCCGCACUCCGGUGACAUCAGGAGUGUGCGCUUCUCACCUGGCGCUUACUAUCUCCUCACCGCUGGAUACGAUGGAAGGGUCGUGCUCACAGAUUUACAAGGUGAUCUAACUUGUCCGCUGCCGAGCGUGCCCGUAGCCCGACAUCCGGAUAAAGUAAUAUCUGCAAGAUGGCACCCCGAUGACUUCUCGUUCCUGUCCACGUCGGCCGACAAGACGGCCGUAUUGUGGACCAUACCGCCCAUUUAGUUCGGUAAACUAUCAACACCAUACAUACAUACACAGGGUUACUGAUAAGUCGACCUAUUCCCGUUAAUGGAGUAGAUUUUACAUCAUUUCUAACAGAUUUCACUAUGAGAGACACUAUCGUGGUUGAGUGGAAUGAGUAGUCAUGCUCACUAAAAU
Achroia grisella is the source of this 1785-nucleotide messenger RNA. Its product is annotated as WD repeat-containing protein 47. The coding region runs from base 1 to 1629 and encodes 542 amino acids. Gene Ontology annotation, molecular function: protein binding. NCBI's taxonomy places the organism in Eukaryota, Metazoa, Arthropoda, Insecta, Lepidoptera, Pyralidae. The record is from RefSeq and is a predicted model, not a curated record. The transcript has 7 exons.